Molecule: messenger RNA, 1170 nt
Organism: Morone saxatilis (striped sea-bass)
Lineage: Eukaryota; Metazoa; Chordata; Actinopteri; Moronidae
Gene: ap4m1
Product: adaptor related protein complex 4 subunit mu 1
Biological process (GO): protein targeting; Golgi to lysosome transport
Cellular component (GO): cytoplasmic vesicle; clathrin adaptor complex; trans-Golgi network
Source: RefSeq, a predicted model, not a curated record
CCGUCACCUGCGGACCCGGUUUGUAAACAGUCCGUCAGUAGAGGAGCAGGCAGCUAAUAUAAAAUAAUAUAAUAUUAUAACACACAUUCAAUCUAUUAAUAAUCAUGGAUCAAUAACAGAUAGUUUGAUUAUUAGUUGCAUAUAUAUUUGUCACAGCUUUAUCUUUGUUUCAAGUCUUCAGCCGUCGAAGGGGGACCACCUCAUCUAUAAAGACUUCCGUGGAGAAGCAGGAAGUGACGUCGUCAGUAUUUUCUACGAGAAGGUCACAGCGCUGACCGGAGACCAGCCUCCGGUUGUCAUGAGUCACAAAGAUCUUCACUUCGUCCACAUCAGGCAGGGGGGGCUGUACUGGGUCGCCACGACGACGGCUGACUCCUCCCCCUUCACCAUCAUCGAGUUCCUCAACAGUCUGUCUCAGGAGCUCAGCAGUCCGGAUCAGAGCGCCGAGCUGAAGCUGCAGAGCAGAGCCGUCGACUGGAAGAUCCCUCGCUUCCCCGGAGGAACACAACUGUCUGCUCUGUUCAAGCUGGAGGUCCCCGGCCUCAGCUCGGCCUCCAUGCUGGAGGUCGGUCCGGUCGGCCUGAGCUUCGAGCUGCCCAAGCUCACCGUCACGGGGCUGCAGAUCCGCUUCCUGCGCCUGUCCCCCGUCCAGCCGGGCCCGUCGCAGCGCUGGGUCCGAUACGUCACGCACUCCGACUCCUACACCAUCAGGAUUUAACCCCAGUCACCUCCCGGCCUGACCGCCCAUCAGUUUCAUGAUGGGAGGAAGUAGAUUUCACAAUAAGAUGUACAAACUGUAAAUGUUUUAUUACGUAUCGACUGUAUUUAUUUCUGUUCUCUGCAGAUUUAUUACUCCGCAGGAAGCAACCAGUGUGCUGGUUUUAAUUAGAUGAUCAGUCUCGUGACGUUCUGUAUUUCUCUUCAUGUCUACAAAUCCAUGUUCAGACUUUUCAUUAUUCAUUAUUCAUCUCUCCCCCGUCCGCCAUCACGUAGAAAUGCUGCCGGCUGAGGAACACGAGUGCUGUUUGUAUGUUUGUUAUGUUUGUUAUGAUUAUUGAUCAUUUUAAAAUCAUUCUUUAUGGUCAGAGCUGCCUGUGUGGAGAUCUACACACAGUGUAACAGAAUACAGUCACAUGAUGUGUGUGAUAAAUAAUCUACAGGAUCAUUUAA